AUGCUACAACAAGGCCUCCCCGAAGGCAAAGAGCUGCGUAAACUGAAGUUUAUCGAAUACUUGGCUGGAAAAGGAAAGCUGAAGCCACCCAACCCAAAACCGUACCUGCGUGACAACGCUCCGGUUAAGAAACACGUGACUACUUCACUGCAGGGAAAAGAGAACACGGCUCCAGCGGACCGGAUCACACGCGGAGGCUCCAACACUUUGGUGGCUCAACCCAUGAAACAGGCUGCCAGGAAAACAUUCGGUGACUCAAACAAAGUGAGCGUCAAAGCCAGCAUCCUGAUCGGACGGCAGAAUGCCGUUCGCCCGCUUGCAGCCGGCGCUCCGGCCCGGCCGAGACCGACUCAUCAGACCCCGGCGCUGACCGGCAGACGCAACCCGACUGCGGCGGUACAGCUCAAGAAGCGGCCCGAUGCGGGAAUGCCGCCUUCCGGCAGAUCCCACUCGAGUGCGUCUCGUCCGGCGGUAACCAAACCAAGUGGCGGGUUCGGUGCCGGGUCGCGUCCGCCGACGGCGGUCAGCGUCCGGAUGAGUCUCGGCCCGAUGGUCAAAACUAAAACGGGACUGACUCCCGCGGUGACUCAGCCCAGGAGCGUUCGGAGUCAACACCUGAAGCCGACCUCGGCUACCGUGGCAAAAACGACGCAAUCCAGCAGUUUGCCGCCGGUUUCUGUUUCCCGGAAGCCCGGCGCGACGCAGAGGAAACCGUUUCCCGCCACGGCUCUAAACCACCGCGAGAGGCCGAGAGCUGGGAUGAAAGUUACACACCAGUCGACCUCCAAACCCCUCGUGAGUAGAAAUCCUCAGCCGUCUUCGAAGAUUCCUUCAUCGAGUGGACCGAGAGCCACGACGGCGCCGUUCAAGCCGCCCGGUCAGCCCGCAGGCCGGUUCCCAAAGCAGAGAUCUAAAGGCGCCGGGCAGAACAAGAGCCAAGCGUGCAAAGCCGACCCCCGAGCACCUUCUGGGCCGGCGAGCCGGUGCGGGUCCCGGUCAGGCGGUGUCCUGCCAGCUGCCGAGGCGGGAGGAAAACUGUCAACCCGGAACGCUCGGGACAAGGCGGAUGGCAGAAAGGGGCGUAGCGGUUCGGCCAAUGCCCCUCCCACACGGAUGGGUGAGAUGAAGAGAGCGAGCGCUCCGGGGACGUCCCACACGGCGCCGCGGCCCGGCGGAGCCAUCAGCCGUACGGGUCGGCCCGCGGAUGCCAAAACGCUGAAGGUCCCCGCGACAGAGGGGAAGAAAGUGACUGCUGCCCAGGAGGAGAGGAUGAGAAAGCUCCAGGCAUGGCGGGAGGCCAAAGGCAUUUCCUACAAGCGGCCCCCGAUGCCGGCGACACCUCAGGUCCGGCGUGCCGUGGCGGCGGUGCAGCCUUUCUGGGGUGCCAUGAGUGAGGAAGACGAUGCCCAGUCCCUCAUCAGCGCCGUGGACCGAUCCCUGGCGGACUGCAUCAAACUGCUUGGAGAGGGUUGCCCUCCAGGCCCGGUGAGGGAGGUUCUCUCUCGGCUGCCGCCGGUGUCCCAGAAGUUCUCCAAGUACUGGAUCUGCCGGGCCCGCCUGCUGGAGCUCGAGGGCCAUCUGGACGUGCUGCCCAUGUUCCAAGAGGCCGUCAGGGUCGUGUUGGAGCCCAUCGUCCAGGAGGCAAACCGAGUGAACAAGAUGUUUCAGAUGGAAAACACAAAUCCAUGCAGGCUUUUCCACAAACUCAUCACGUUCUAUCUGAGCCUGCUACGAAGAGUCACAAAAAUCAGCACCGUGGUCCUGGACAGCUCAAGGUGGACAGAGAUCAUAGCCUUUGACGGGGCCAUUGAAACCAACCAGCUGCCUCUCUCCGCUGUUGAUUAUGGAAUUCGGUUCCAGAUGGAGCUGGAGAAUGCAAAUCUACAUGCACCAGCAGCAGAGAACGUCAAACAACGUUGCAAAGAAUACCUGCUUGAAUUUGCGAAGCAAAUGAAACAACGUCUGCCUACCAACAUGCAGCAACUCCAGUCUCUCGGGGUCUUGAGUCCAUCUACGGUGCUCAGUGUUCAGAAAAAACCCCAGCUAGCAUCUCUGUCAUUUCUGCACCUGUACACAGGAAACCUCGGCAAGCUUGAUCAACAGUGGAAAGUGCUGGACACGCUUCAGUGGGAGAAUACAGAAGACUGCAAAACCGAACAGUUCUGGAUUGAAGUGAAAAAUCACAUUGAUGCUGCCGGUGACAAGGACUUUGAUGAGCUUGGAUCGUUUGCCCUCUCACUUCUGGCAUUGCCAUUCAGCAACGCAGCUGUGGAACGCACAUUCUCGGAGAUGAAUUUGAUCAAGACCAAAUUGCGCAAUCGAAUGAAAGACAGCCUUCUGGAGAACAUCCUUCGCAUUCGGGCCUUCAUGCAGAGGCAUGGAAUCUGCUGCCACCAGUUCGAGCCAACCAGAGAGAUGCUGGCCUUGUUCAGUACAGACAUGUAUGACAAGGACCAAGAGGGCGAGGGAUCUCAAAGCGUCUAAACAAAAGACAUUGGAAAUUGUAAAUAGUUCCAUUUCAAGGAGUUUUUCUCUUUUUUUCUUUUUUUACUGUAAGGCACCUUCUACAAGUCAAACAGGCAGGGAGGAAGAGAGAAAAGGGAAGAGAAAGCCUCAAGACAAAGCAACAGAACGCCACCGGAGAGACAGCAUGGGGAUCACCGU
Messenger RNA from Pseudoliparis swirei, 2664 nucleotides. Its product is annotated as cytoskeleton-associated protein 2-like. The coding region runs from base 1 to 2484 and encodes 827 amino acids. NCBI's taxonomy places the organism in Eukaryota, Metazoa, Chordata, Actinopteri, Perciformes, Liparidae. Gene Ontology annotation, molecular function: protein dimerization activity. The transcript is spliced from 10 exons. The record is from RefSeq and is a predicted model, not a curated record. Gene Ontology annotation, cellular component: cytosol; mitotic spindle; centrosome.